GCGAGUUACAACCCCGACCUCGAUGAGUACGACAUGAAGGCGGCAACGCAGCCACCGCCAAAAGAAACAGAAGAUGUUGCAGACAGGACCGCAGUGUGCCAGAUUUUGCACCUGGCGGGGAGAGUAUCCGCAGGUGGUGAUGCGCAUGUGGUCCACCACUAUGCCCAUCUCAUCCAGGACAUGGAAUCUGAGCUGUCGAACGCUUCGCGCGCCUUGCUGCACCAGCACACGCGCCGUCGCCGGUCAAGCCAGGACUUGGGCGAGGACUCUUCCAAGGAGAAAUUGUCGGAACGCACAGCAUCUACGGGCCUGUUGGAUGAUGAGUGGUGCACUCUAGAGAGUUCCCGCGAGGUCGAGGAGGACGAUGACGACUGGCUGCUCGUGGCCGUGCAGGCCUAA
Molecule: messenger RNA, 399 nt
Organism: Symbiodinium pilosum
Lineage: Eukaryota; Dinophyceae; Suessiales; Symbiodiniaceae
Source: the annotation of a GenBank genome assembly